AAUAAUAAUUCAUAAUUGGGAAUUUUAUAAUUAAAUCUUGAAAAGUUGAAAUUUUUUAUAAGUAAGUUUCAUUUUAUUUAUGAAAUUCAUAUUGAGAAUCAUAUAAUCAUAUUUUAAGGCCCUUUGAGAAAGUUCUAAUCUAACUGAACCGAAACCGAAAAGCUGAGAAAAAGUUUGAAGGAUCAAAACAUUGUGCCGAUUCAAAACCAUCAACUCUCACUGUCCAAGGGUUGAAAACCCACCAAAUCUUAAGAUUAAGAUCUAUCAUUCCUUCCAUAAAUCUAGUUACAUAUUCUUGGAUUAUUAUAGCUUUGAUUAUUUCUUGGAUUUAUUCGCUAAAUCUUCUCAAUCACUACAAAGGGUAAUCAAUGGAACCCAAAAUCGUUACUGGAAAUGGUGGUUAUACUCUUGAUGAUGUUCCUCACUUGUCUGAUUAUCUCUCUAAUCUUCCUACAUACCCAAAUCCACUACAAAACAAUCCUUCAUAUUCGGUAACCAAGCAAUACUUUGUGGAUGAUGAUGACACUGUUGUUCAAAAGGCUGUUCAACAUAAAGAUGGUCCAAGAGGCUUACAUUUUCGACGUCAAGGUCCUCGACAGAAGGUGUAUUAUUCACCAGACGAAGUAACGGCAUGUAUUGUUACAUGUGGAGGUCUUUGCCCGGGCCUUAACACUGUAAUCAGAGAGUUAGUUUGUGGGUUGGAUUACAUGUAUGGAGUGAAAAACAUCUUGGGAAUUCAAGGUGGCUACCAAGGGUUCUACGCUCGAAAUACCAUAACAUUGACGCCUAAGUCUGUCGACAGUAUCCAUAAACGGGGUGGAACUAUCCUCGGUUCAUCAAGAGGUGGCUAUGUGCUUUCCAAAAUAGUUGAUAGCAUACAGGACCGGCGUAUUAAUCAGGUGUACAUAAUUGGAGGAGAUGGAACUCAAAAGGGUGCGUCAGUUAUAUAUCAGGAAGUACGAAAACGGGGUCUUAAGGUCUCGGUCAUAGGAAUCCCCAAAACUAUUGACAAUGACAUCCCGAUCAUCGACAAAUCUUUUGGGUUUGAUACAGCUGUGGAGGAGGCACAACGUGCUAUAAAUGCAGCACACACUGAAGCCGAAAGUGUUGAGAAUGGUAUCGGUCUUGUCAAGUUAAUGGGUCGUGAUAGCGGAUUCAUUGCAAUGUAUGCAACCCUUGCUAGUCGAGAUGUUGACUGUUGUUUGAUCCCGGAAUCACCCUUCUAUCUCGAAGGGCCUGGCGGGCUCUAUGAGUUCAUUGCCAGAAAACUGAGAGACAACGGUCACAUGGUUAUUGUCGUAGCUGAAGGCGCUGGUGAGAAGCUUGAAGAACGAGAUGCUUCUGGAAAUAAGGCUUUUAAAGAUGUUGGUCUCUGGUUGUCUCACACGAUUAAGGAACAUUUUGCCCAAACAAAUCUGAACAUAACUCUUAAAUACAUAGACCCUACGUAUAUGAUCCGAGCAGUUCCCGCAAAUGCAUCAGACAAUGUAUACUGCACAGUUCUCGCUCAAAGUGCCAUUCAUGGGGCCAUGGCUGGUUACACUGGUUACACUGUUGGGCCAGUUAAUGGAAGGCAAUGCUAUAUACCUUUCUAUCGCAUCAUUGAGAAACCGAACAAGGUUGUGAUCACGGACAGAAUGUGGGCUAGGCUUUUAUCUUCAACUAAUCAACCGAGUUUUAUGAAUCCUCCCAAGGAUACCGUUGUCGGUGGAAAGCCGACCGAGAGUAUAAUGCCAUCCAAUUCUUUUGAAAAGCCGAGUGAGAAUGAAAAUCAUGUCGAUGAUCAACAUCCAGGUGUGAAUGGAUCUAUAUAGUAACAAAGUGGCUUUUACAAUUUUGUUUUCGAGAUUUUGGAAAUGUCCGUUGUUUUGAGUAACAGCGGAGUUGAAUAAUUCGGUUUAUACCUUGGAUUGUAUUUCUUUAAUGCUUAUGGUCGUGUAGGAGAUGCCACAAGAUUAUCGCAAGGAAUGCUCUCGACUAACCAAAAUAAGUAUCUAAAAAUGGUUUCUAUGCCAAAAAAAUAUAAGUUUCAUGAUUGUAUUCAUGUAAGUUAUUUGUGUUAAAUAAGUUAUUCGUUAUUGCAUGGGAAAUGUUAUAUACAUUCAACCAUCAAACAUGGUCUAGUCUACGGUUUGUUUGGGAUUUUGGACAAUACUGAUAUUAUAUGUUGUUUUUGA
Messenger RNA from Amaranthus tricolor (Joseph's coat), 2177 nucleotides. RefSeq names its product ATP-dependent 6-phosphofructokinase 6-like. Gene Ontology annotation, cellular component: cytoplasm. Gene Ontology annotation, biological process: fructose 6-phosphate metabolic process; glycolytic process. Gene Ontology annotation, molecular function: ATP binding; 6-phosphofructokinase activity. Lineage: Eukaryota; Viridiplantae; Streptophyta; Magnoliopsida; Caryophyllales; Amaranthaceae. The transcript is spliced from 13 exons. The coding region runs from base 369 to 1814 and encodes 481 amino acids. The record is from RefSeq and is a predicted model, not a curated record.